AUGAAGUUUGAUAUGAACAAAAGUAUUGGGAAACCCACUUUAGAUGGCAGACUUUUCUGGAUUGAUGAGCUUUAUGAACUCAAUGAGGAAGUUUAUGGAGAACUCCUUCUUGACGAUCGUUUAAAAAUCAUCCUCACCACCACAAAUGAUGAUCGCAACCUACUCCAAGAAGUUUCGAAAGGUUGUGCGCAAAUGCUUGAUAAAGCCAAGGAUUAUCUGAAACUUGUGAACUACCUAAACCUGAAUGAGGAAACUCACAUCCCUACCCCUCCAAAAGAUACCUUGGUAGCUAUAAACGACCCAUGGAGUGAACUCAAAGCCCAAAAGUUGAGCUUAAACCUCUUCCUGAUGGAUUCAAUUAUGCAGCCGCCCGAUUGGGAACAACCAUUCGAAAUCAUGUGUGAUGCAAGUGAUUUUGCUGUCGGAGCUGUGCUUGGUCAGCGGAAAGAAAAGAAACUGCACGCAAUCUACUAUGCGAGGUCUAAGGUCAUCGUUCAUACUGACCAUGCUGCAAUCAAGUAUCACAUGUCUAAGAAAGAUGUCAAACCAAGGCUGAUCAGAUGGAUACUCUUGCUGCAAGAGUUUGAUAUUGAAAUUAAAGAUCGGAAAUGA
Molecule: messenger RNA, 612 nt
Organism: Eutrema salsugineum
Lineage: Eukaryota; Viridiplantae; Streptophyta; Magnoliopsida; Brassicales; Brassicaceae
Exons: 3
Coding region: 1-612 (203 amino acids)
Source: RefSeq, a predicted model, not a curated record